Molecule: messenger RNA, 2755 nt
Organism: Acanthochromis polyacanthus (spiny chromis)
Lineage: Eukaryota; Metazoa; Chordata; Actinopteri; Pomacentridae
Gene: cars2
Product: cysteinyl-tRNA synthetase 2, mitochondrial
Exons: 15
Coding region: 219-1895 (558 amino acids)
Biological process (GO): cysteinyl-tRNA aminoacylation
Cellular component (GO): cytoplasm
Molecular function (GO): cysteine-tRNA ligase activity; ATP binding
Source: RefSeq, a predicted model, not a curated record
AGAAACCAACUUCAACGUCGUCGGAGGUGUGGAGGUGACACAAACGUGCGUGGAAAUCCAACAUCAAGCGAAAGCAACAUGUAUUUUAAUGAUUAUCUAAUGUGACUGUAGCUUGUCAGUGUGCUAAAGGAGCCACUAGGAUAAGCUAAGCUAGGCCAGGCUAGCUUGAGACGUAGCGGGUUGAACUCAGACUGUACAAUACAGUCUAUGGUUGAACUAUGUGGAGAUUCCGGGUGGAAGCGAAGGUCCUCCGUGGGCUUCUGAACACCUUCAGGACAAAUGGGACCUGCUGUCAUGUUUCAGGGAAGAAGUGGGUGAAGCCGAGCGGGUUUGACACCGGUUUGAAGACUUACAACAGCCUGACCAAACAGAAAGAGCCUCUGAUCCUGGCUAGAGAGGGAGUCGCUACCUGGUACAGCUGUGGACCCACCGUUUACGACCACGCUCACCUGGGUCAUGCUUGCUCCUAUGUCAGGUUUGACAUCCUGCAGAGGAUCCUGUCCAGCUUCUUUGGAGUCACCGUCGUCCACGCCAUGGUGAUCACAGACAUAGAUGAUAAGAUCAUCAAGAGAAGCUGGGAGGAGAGCGUUUCUCCAGCCGUCGUAGCCAGAAUGUAUGAAGACGAGUUCAAGAAGGACAUGCUGUCAUUAAAGGUGAUUCCUCCUGCAGUGUAUUUAAGAGUCACUGAGAACGUGCAGCAUAUUGUUGCGUUUAUUGAGCGGAUCAUCACAAACGGACACGCUUAUGCCACUAAAGAAGGUGACGUUUAUUUUGACAUCCAGUCCAUUGGUGACCGCUAUGGGAGGUUUGGGGGAGCUGCGGAGUCUCAGGGAGAAGCUGGCAGCUCCAGUAAACGAGACCAGAGGGAUUUUGCUCUGUGGAAGCGAUCUAAACCUCAGGAACCGUUCUGGGAGUCUCCGUGGGGCCGAGGACGCCCCGGCUGGCACAUCGAAUGUUCCACAGUCGCAAGCUGUGUGUUCGGCAGUCAGCUGGACAUCCACUCUGGAGGGAUUGACCUGGCGUUUCCUCACCAUGAGAACGAGGUGGCUCAGAGUGAAGCCUUCCAUCAGAGUGGUCAGUGGGCCAACUACUUCCUCCACUCAGGACACUUACACCUCAAAGGCAGCGCAGAGAAAAUGUCUAAGUCUUUAAAGAACUUCAUCACCAUCAAGGACUUCCUGGAGUCUUACUCUGCAGAUGAAUUCAGGAUGUUUUGUCUUUUGACCAAAUACAGAUCAGCUAUAGACUACAGCGACGGCAGCAUGUCGGAGGCUCGCAGCUCUCUGGAAACCAUCUCCACCUUCAUCCACGACGCUCAGGCCUACAUGAAGGGUCAGCUGCAGCGUUCUCCGGUCCAGGAGCAUCUUCUCUGGGAGAGGUUGGCUGAGACUAAGUCGGCCGUGCUGAAAGCUCUGUUAGAUGACUUCGACACCCCGAGAGCCGUCAGUGCUCUGAUGAACCUGGUUUAUCACGGAAACUGUCAGCUGCACCCUGUUUCUAUGUCCGAUGGAGGGAUCCGGAGCCCUGCAGUGUUUGGAGCCAUCAUCACCUACAUCAGAGAGGUCCUGGAGGUGUUUGGGAUCGAUCUGCUGCACAGGAAGGAGGCUGAUGUUCUGAGCCGCUCUGGAUCUCUGCAGGCCGUGGUGGAACAGCUGACACAGUUCAGAAGCGAAGUUCGAGCGUUCGCUUUGACUCGUCAGGAUGAUUCCACCACAGGAUCCUCUAAGAAAGCUGGACUCUACCCAGACAGGAUCCCCCUCCUGAAAGCCUGCGACGGCCUCAGAGACACCCUGGCACCGCUGGGAGUGCUGAUAAAGGACAGAGGAGCCACGUCCACCUGGGAGAUAAAAGCUGGUCAGAGAGGACAGGAUAAAGGCCAGCAGACGUCCAGCUGAGACACCUCCACCUCUGGACUGAUGCUUUAUGUGGGCUUGUGGACUGAAAGACUGGAAAAUAAAAGCUGUCCUGAUGUCAGAACAACAGGAGAUAACUCUCAGCUUCUUUCAUUCAAAGGUUCAGCUAGCCGUGUGGUUUUUGGUUUGUCUGAUGAAAGCUCAGUGGGUCACAGAAGGUACCAGGUUUUCUCCACAUUAUUUUUAAGGAACCUACCUAUUACCUGCCCCAGUGAUGAACUAUCCAGCAGCUCCUGGGCUUAAAAUGAGGUGAACAGUAGUGGCACACUGAUCCUACAAGACCGUUAUAAUGAUAUUAUUAUAAAUUAAUAUAACUGACUUUUCCAAGCACCCUCAGGUGUUACCAGGACUGGAAACGUUCCAGUGUGGCUCUACAGAUAUUUACAGCCUGUGCUCUGAACAGCAGCUGUAGAUGUUCCUCCUGCUGCUCCUCUGUAUGAACCAGGCUGCUUUUACUUCAUUCAUCCACUAUGUUUUUAGGUUUUUGCUCUUCAUACCUCCACUCUGUUUAAACACAAAAGACAAAAACGAGACAAUAAAUGGGAGCUUUCAAACCCAGUUUUAGUUUCUGGGUUCAGAGUGUUGAUGAAUCCAGUUUUUUUACGUCGUGGAUCUUCUCACCAACACAUGAAGCGCUGGUGGCUGCUGACCUCUGGACCUUUUACACGUCAUCCACUGUAAACUAUGAGAACAACACUGUAAGAACUGUAAAAACAAUUCACACCUUUUCACCAAAGCUGCUGCACCUGAACAUGUAGUUUUUCUGCUGAAUUAUCCAAAGUCCAGUCUGUGAUCUACAGUCUAAAUAAAUCAGACAGUCGCCCAGCUGAUGCAGAACAACA